CUGGCAACGUCCUGUAAUUUGUGGAAGAAGGUUUUUCGUUUUUAUGUUGCAGUACAGUGGUUCAUUUAUAAGCGUCAAAUCCAAAAUUUAAAAUUGUAGAAUGAGUCGUAGAAAGCGUGAUGAUGGAUAUGAGCAUGGCUAUCGUAAAAGACGUAGAGUUGUCUCGGAACAGGCUGAAAUAGAAGAUCGACUGGAGUCUCUCAUAAUACGAGUUGGAGACAAAACCUCGUCAUCGUUGGAAAGCAAUUUAGAAGGGCUUGCGUCUGUUUUGGAAGCUGAUAUGAACACCUACAAAAGCAAAAUAUUGCGUAUUUUAUCGGAAUGCCCUAUCCAGAUGCCAGAAAAAUGUACUAUUUACAGUACAUUAGUUGGUCUGCUAAAUGCAAAAAACUAUAAUUUUGGAGGAGAGUUUGUGGAACAAAUUGUGAGAAACCUGAAAGAAGCCAUUCGUGAAGGGCAGUGGGAAUCUGCACGGUUAAUUGUGCGCUUUAUAUCUGACAUGGUCAACUGUCACAUUGUUUCUGCCUCUUCACUUUUACAACUGUAUGACAGCUUCAUUGAUGCUGCAAUGGAACAAGGAGUUCCGCAAGUGCGACGCGACUGGUACAUGUAUGCAUUGUUAACUGCCCUUCCAUGGGUAGGACGUGAACUUUUCGAGAAAAAAGAAAACGAUCUCGAACGCAUCAUGGCGGCCAUGGAAGGUUAUCUUCGUCGAAGAAAUACUGCUCACGUUGCUGCUCUUCGCGUCUGGAAUUGUGAUACUCCGCACCCACAGGAAGAAUACCUUGAAUGCCUUUGGGCUCAAGUACGAAAACUGCGAACAGAUGAAUGGCAAGAAAGACACAUCUAUCGCCCAUAUCUAGCAUUUGACUCUAUCUUGUCAGAGGCCCUUCAACACAAUCUUCCAGUUAUUCUACCUCCGCCGCAUACAGCUAGUACACAAUAUCCACUUCCGUGGGUUGUGUUCAGAAUGUUUGAUUACACCGACUGCCCUGAAGCCGGCCCUCUUCUACCUGGGACCCACUCGGUGGAGCGCUAUUUGAUUGAGGAGCAUUUACACCAGAUCGUCACUCGACAUCAUAAUGAACGCAAGGAAUUAGCUACCCAGUUGUUGGCAUUUCCGCAGAGAAACAAAAUCCCCCUAGAAUACAUGAUCGUUGAAGUUCUUUUCUCAGAGCUGUUUCAUAUGCCAUCGCCGCGUUAUUUGGAAAUUUCUUAUGGCUGCACACUAAUUGAACUGUGCAAGCUUCAGCCUAGUACUAUGCCCCAAGUUUUGGCACAGGCCACAGAACUGCUUUAUGAACGAAUUGAUACCAUGAACGCCACCUGUUUUGAUAGAUUUGUCUCUUGGUUUUCAUAUCACUUGAGUAAUUUCCAAUUUCGUUGGAGCUGGGAUGAUUGGCAGAACUGCCUUUCACUUGAGAAAGAUCACCCUAAGGCAAAGUUUGUAUCAGAAGUCUUUGGAAAAUGUUUGAGGCUCUCUUAUUUUAAGCGCGUGAAUGAAAUGGUGCCAGAAUGCUAUUCCCCGCUAUUGCCUCCUAAACCGGAACCUUACUUUAAAUACCAAGUUGAAGGUGGAAGUGGUCUUCCGGGUGCAACUCAAGUGCAGGCUCUAACUGAGCUGUUGAGAAAGAAGCCAACGCCCGAAGAGGUUCUUGAGUUAAUCCAGCAAUUACCGAAUCCCCUUAAAGACGAUGACGGGGAUAUGGAGCCCUCACACAAUCCCCUAGCGAUUGAAGUAUUUGUUCAGACUUUACUACAUUUAGGGUCAAAAAGUUUCACACAUACAUUUGCAGGACUUGCUAAAUACCAUUCAGUCUUCAAGAAUAUUUGCGAGAAUGAGGAAGCACAAAUAUGUAUGCUUCGUCAGGUUUAUGAAUUAUGGCAACACCAUCCACAAUUUUUAGGCGUAGUGGUUGAUAAGAUGCUAAAGACACAAAUAGUCGAAUGUUGCGCUGUAGCAAACUGGAUCUUUUCACGAGACAUGGCACCCGAAUUUACUCGCUCUUACAUCUGGGAGAUCUUGCAUUUGACCAUUCGCAAAAUGAACAAGCAUGUUGUCCGCUUAGAGAAAGAGGUGGCUGAUGCACGCGCCAAACUUAGAGCUGCUCCUUCUGAUUCCGAAUCGUCUGAUGAUGAUCCAAAUAGAGAAGCGGGGGAGAAACGUCGCCGAACCUCCAGUAAUAAAGACACGCCAAAGGAUGGUGAGGAACAGCCUACAGAAGAGAUGGUUGAACGCAUGGAGGAACGUUUGGAAGCCGCCCAAUCCGAUCAAAAGAACUUGUUCCUGAUAGUCUUUCAACGUUUCAUUAUGAUUUUGUCGGAACACGUCGUUCGUUGCGACACGGACGGCAAGGAUUUCAAUACGUUUUGGUAUCAGUGGACUGUUGGUCGGCUUCAGCAAGUUUUCAUGGCGCAUCACGAGCAGGUGGAAAAAUACAGUCAGACAUUGGAAACCCUGCUGUUUACUCAUGAUUUGGAUGGCAAUAUUCUCGAUACUUUCCGACAAUUUCAAGCCCUUCGCAGUUAAUGACAAGAUCCUUCAUGCCGUGGCCAAUGGCGAAGCUUUCCUUAAUGGAUUUUCUUUAUUUUGACAUGUUGUGAAAUGCGAAUACAAAUUUGUAAUCCAGA
Daphnia carinata is the source of this 2631-nucleotide messenger RNA. RefSeq names its product nuclear cap-binding protein subunit 1-like (gene Cbp80). Lineage: Eukaryota; Metazoa; Arthropoda; Branchiopoda; Diplostraca; Daphniidae. Gene Ontology annotation, biological process: nuclear-transcribed mRNA catabolic process, nonsense-mediated decay; mRNA export from nucleus. The record is from RefSeq and is a predicted model, not a curated record. The transcript is spliced from 14 exons. Gene Ontology annotation, cellular component: nucleus; nuclear cap binding complex. Gene Ontology annotation, molecular function: mRNA binding; RNA cap binding; protein binding. Bases 101 to 2530 code for a protein of 809 amino acids.